This is a messenger RNA of Beta vulgaris subsp. vulgaris (sugar beet), 921 nucleotides long. RefSeq lists its product as uncharacterized. The record is from RefSeq and is a predicted model, not a curated record. Bases 1 to 921 code for a protein of 306 amino acids. The transcript is spliced from 2 exons. Lineage: Eukaryota; Viridiplantae; Streptophyta; Magnoliopsida; Caryophyllales; Amaranthaceae.
AUGAAUUCUUCAAACAUAGGCCAGAUGCCAGGUAGACUUGGUGCUUCUGGAUUACAAAAGUGCACAACAGCUAUACGAUUGUUAGCAUACGACACAUCAUUUGAUUCAGUGGACAAUCAUCUACGAAUUAGUGCGUCUCUUGCAAGAGAUUCAUUGCAACUUUUUGUUGAAGGUGUUGUCUCCCACUUUAGUGAUGAAUAUCUGAGACAACCUACUGAAAUAGAUUAUUAUUUGCAGCUGAACAAUGGGGAUCACCUGAUGGGUUGUAUUGAUUGCAUGCACUUGCAGUGGAAAAAUUCCCCGACUCAGUAUAAAGGAAUGUAUUCUGGAAGACCUGGUAAGCCGACAUUGAUUCUAGAAGCCAUUACCUCAUAUGAUUUGUGGAUUUGGCAUGCUUUCUUGGGAACACCAGGUCGUGCACCUCCAGUUAACUAUGUUGUAAAUGACAACCAAUACGAUAUGGGAUAUUACCUCACCGACGGUAUAUAUCCUCGGUGGGCAGCUUUUAUACCCAGAAUAAACCUUCCACGGAAUCAGAAGAAAAGUCUUUUUGCCCAAUGUCAAGAGGGUUUACGAGAAGAUGUGGAACGUGCAUUUGGAGUAUUACAAGCUCGAUUUGCUAUAGUUCAUCAAUCUGCUUUAGCUCAUGAUAGAGAGAUGUUAGGGAAAAUAAUAAUCGCUUGCAUUAUUAUUCAUAACAUGAUAGUUGAAGAUGAACGAGAUUCAUAUUCCCGUCAUUAUGAUCCCAAUGAUUAUGAGGAACCUCCACGUCCUAGUUCAUGUCAUCAAAAUACGCCAAAUGUCGAUGAACCUUUUAGAUACAAAACUAGUGAGAAUCGCAUUGCAAACUUGCAAACAUAUAUGACUAAUAGAGUUCGAGUUCGUGACAACCCCAUGCAUGAUCACUCAAGUCAGACCUAG